Messenger RNA from Macrobrachium nipponense, 1343 nucleotides. RefSeq lists its product as uncharacterized. Lineage: Eukaryota; Metazoa; Arthropoda; Malacostraca; Decapoda; Palaemonidae. Bases 138 to 1343 code for a protein of 401 amino acids. The record is from RefSeq and is a predicted model, not a curated record. The transcript has a single exon.
GAAAAGGCAGCUCUCUCCUCGCUGAUUCAUUGGGUUUUACGUACACCAGGAAGCGAGAGUCGUCUGUAUCAGUAACAUGGAUAUGCAGCUACCGUGGUAAAAAGUGCUAUGCAACAAUUUCACAGCAAGUAGGAACAAUGAACUUCAAAAGUGGACACCACCAACACACACAUCCUGGGGAUCCUGGUGCUGAACUCAAAGCAUCAACACGAGCUUUCGUUAAAAAGUCAGCUUUGGAAUGCCCAUUUGCAUCAUCUGGGGAAAUAGUAAAGAAAGCACUCCCAAGCAGUGAAAAUUCAGAUGUUCCCUUACAAAAUAUAAACACUCUAGUCAGAUGCACUAAUCGCGCCAGAGAAGGACAACGUCCAAAACACCCUGAAGAUACCAGUUUUGAAUUAAACAGAGAUCAUGUUCCCCAGGACUUUCUUCAAGCUGAUCUAUUUGAAAAUGGGCAACGGCAUCUCAUAUUUGCAACGUCUAUUCAGUUGCAACACAUGUCCAAGUCUAAAACUUGGUACGUGGACGGCACUUUUAAACUUGUUCGUACCCCUUUUGUUCAACUUUUAAGUGUCCACAGUUUUAUAAAGAAGGAUGAAAUUUUGAAACGGGUUCCAUUGUGCUUUGUCCUAAUGUCAAGAAGAAAGAAAAAGGACUACGUAGCUGUCCUAAGAAAAAUCACCGAGUUAACACCAACAUCAGUUUUUGAGGUUGUUGUGGAUUUUGAGAAAGCACUAUGGUCGGCAGUGCGAGUGUGCCUUCCCAAGGCUUCCAUUCAUGGCUGCUGGUUUCACUGGGCCCAAGCAGUGUACCGAAGAGUAAAAACACUAGGUCUACAAAAUGCCUAUAUUAAUCAACUCGCUGUAAGACAAUUCAUUCAGCAGUUAAUGGCGCUGCCAAACUUACCUCCAUCACAUAUAGAGCCAGCUUUUCGCCAUAUCACUAGCCAGCCACUUCCUGAUCAACGAUUAAAAGAUCUCAUUACUUACUAUAAUAAAAUAUGGAUCAGGAAUGAGAUGCAUCCUCCACAUUCUUGGAGCUGUUACAAACGCCCUGUUCGGACUAACAACGAUGUAGAAGGGUGGCACCAUGCGAUUAACAGAGUAGCAAAAACCAAUUCAAUUAACAUGUACUUCUUAAUUAGUAUUCUCCAUGAUGAAGCCAGUAGAAUUCCCAUCAUUGUAAAACUAAUUAAACAAAAGAAAAUGCACAGAUACCAAAGGAAGCAUGCUGUCAAAAAGCAAAUUGCAUUUGAUGACCUCUGGAUGAAAUAUGAGAACAAAUUCAUAUCAACAUCAGACUUUCUUAACCGCUUUGCCGAACUGAUGGAUCAUGUAGAUGAAUAA